AUGAUUUCAAACAUAGCAAAUCUUCUAGAGAACGUAUCGUUGACGAAAGAUGAAAUUUAUGGUUCAUCGACUGAUGCAAAUAGAAAUAACAACGGCACACAGAUAACUGAUAUUACGAGUUUAUGUACACGUCAGUAUCGUACAAAGCAAGAAAUAUACGACGAAAUUGUAUUUGAAUGUGCUGAGAUCGAAAGAAAUAAGUACUGGGAAUCUUUAACGCAGUUAUCACAGGUUGGAUUGGUAUCAAAUCGAUCUCAAACAAGAACUGUGGCGUGUUCAACUAAUGAAUUCAGAGAUUUGAUGAGAAGCUCAUGCACUACAAAUCCAUAUUUAUCAAGAGCAUAUGACAACAACAUGACACUACAAUAUCUUAUACAAUUGUUAGUAACAGUUGCACGCGAACACGAAAUUUGGAAUGAUGAAAACGGAUCAAAUUCACCAGAAUCUUUAUUGCAACGUAAAAGGUUGCAGAAUAGAGAAGCAGCAACUCGCUAUCGAAAACGACAAAAAGAGCUAAAAGAGGAGGCAGAACUAGAAUUGACUGUACUAGUCAGCAAAAACAAUGAAUUGAAGUAUGAAAUCAAACAAAUGCAGUCUGAAAUCGAACGAUUAAAAGCACAAGUUCUGCGUGCAAUCAGUUAA
Molecule: messenger RNA, 642 nt
Organism: Thelazia callipaeda (thelaziosis nematode)
Lineage: Eukaryota; Metazoa; Nematoda; Chromadorea; Rhabditida; Thelaziidae
Source: the annotation of a GenBank genome assembly